Messenger RNA from Lonchura striata (white-rumped munia), 460 nucleotides. The record is from RefSeq and is a predicted model, not a curated record. Lineage: Eukaryota; Metazoa; Chordata; Aves; Passeriformes; Estrildidae.
AUUUGGGGUUUUCCCGUUUUUCUUCCAGGUUACAUCCAGAAAAUCAAAUCGGGAGAGGAGGAUUUUGAGUCUUUGGCUUCGCAGUUCAGCGACUGCAGCUCGGCCAAGGCUGGAGGAGACCUGGGAGCGUUCGGGAGAGGGCAGAUGCAGAAGCCGUUCGAGGACGCCUCGUUCGCGCUGCGGGCCGGCGAGAUGAGCGGCCCCGUGUUCACGGAAUCCGGGAUCCACAUCAUCCUCCGCACGGAGUGAAGUGCCUUGGCAGGGCCGGAAUUCCCGGGAAUCCUCGGGAACCCGCGGAGGUCUCCGGGAAUCCGCGGGAAUUCACGGGAAUCCGUCGGAAUCGAUGGGAAUCUGUUGACUCCACGGGAAUCCAUGGAAAUCCUCAGGAAUCCGCGGGAAUCCACAGAAAAUCCAUGGGAAUCCAUGGAAAUCCUGAGGAAAUCCACAGAAAUCCAUGGAA